Messenger RNA from Carcharodon carcharias (great white shark), 1152 nucleotides. RefSeq lists its product as uncharacterized. Bases 19 to 1095 code for a protein of 358 amino acids. The record is from RefSeq and is a predicted model, not a curated record. The transcript is spliced from 7 exons. Gene Ontology annotation, molecular function: protein binding. NCBI's taxonomy places the organism in Eukaryota, Metazoa, Chordata, Chondrichthyes, Lamniformes, Lamnidae.
UCUCCAGGACUGGGACAGAUGAGUUCACACAGGACAGAAAAUCUGGUGAAGAGGCAAGUCCCCACCCAGAUGAAACUUCGCCAUGAAGUCUCACUGACCAGAGACUCGCAGGGGAUUUUCAGCUUGGCUCUGACUCCAGAUGGCCAGGAGUUAAUGGUGGGAUUUGGGAAUGGAGCCAUUCAGGCCGUGAACCCUGUGGAUGGGAAGUCUUUACGCGACAUAUUCAGUGGUGGUGUUACUCGGCAGGCGACUACUGCUUUGUGCUUUCACCCGAGGGAUUCCAGUCAUCUGAUAUCCGUUGGUGCUGAAGGCAUUGUGGCCGUCUACAACACCAAGACCGGGAAAUGUCUUUCUAGUAUCACAGAGGAGAAUAACCAACUGUACACGGUCGACGUCUCUUCAGAUGGGGGCACAUACGCCACAGCUGGCAGUAACAGAGGUAUCAGGAUAUACGAUGCCAAAACCAACCAGCUGAUAAAUAUUUUGGAACCUGCUGAUUAUGUCACCAGUGGGAAGGAACUGAAACCUGCAGAUGGGCACACACGGCGCAUCUUUGCAGUUCGAUUCCACCCAGAGGAACGGCACAUCUUUGUAUCAGGAGGCUGGGACGAUUCCAUCAAGAUCUGGGACAAGCGAAUGGCAAAAGAAGCUCGGAAGGUAAUCAAUGGCCCCCAUAUCUGUGGCCCUGCGAUUGACAUCAAGAAUAGUAAGAUUCUGACUGGAUCCUGGGUGGCUCGGAAUGCGCUGCAGAUUUGGGAUUUUCGCAAGUCGAAUGUGGAGAAGAACAUCCCAUUUCCUGCAGAUAAAGACCAUGGCGAAUUCCUCUACGCCGCUCGUUAUUGUACCAGUGAAAUUGUUAUCGCAGGAGGGAGUGGAACCAACAGUGUGCAAGCCAUCAACUUCAAAACCGAUGCGGGUCCAGUGCCAUCUGUUCCUGCUGUGUUGGAGAUAACCAUGGUUCUCUCUCUAUCUCAGGUUCUGGGGGAGAUUAAGCUGCACCAACAUCCUGUGCAUGUUGUCACUACAGUGAUGGAAGGCCAACAAAUUGCAUUUGCUGGAGGAGGAGGGGAACUGCACAUUGCUUACCUCCUUUAACAGAAAAGGAAACUGAGCAGGAGGCUAUCCAUAACCUUGCGUCUCGGUCCCAGAAGC